GGAUAUCGUCAUCUGUGCUUUUGUCUCAGCAGCAACCACCAGAGACGUGUUUCCCUCCGCCCAGCGUUUUAUUUCAAUCACAGAAAAGGCAUAAAAAUGUCGGGUUCAUCCAACCUGGUGACCAUGAAAAAGGUGGUACAGCAGCUUCGUUUCGAGGCGAGCAUAAACAGAGUUAAGGUUUCCCAGGCAGCUGCAGAUCUACAACAGUUUUGCAUACAGAAUGCUCUCCAAGACCCUCUGCUCACUGGUGUGUCAUCUAGCACCAACCCUUUCAGGCCGCAGAAGGUCUGCUCCUUCUUGUGAAACCACUGUGUCCAUUGGCCUUCAUUUUGAUGCUACAGGGAAAAAUUGACCUCAGCACCUGCUCCUUAUGCCAAGCCAUUAUACUGCCACGGGAAUUCUCAAAAGUAGAACUCAAUGGAUUUAAAACAGGAAGAAGACUGCCUAUUUUUAGAUAAGGUAGAAGACAGGAGACUGUAUUAUUUUCCACGGCACAGUGUGAUUUUUGACUCAAUUAUUGUGCCUUUUCUAUUCUAUUUUAGUCAUCACUGUUCUCAACUUUUUUGUAUUUAAUGAAUAAAAUAUUCUUUACUACUCAAGUUAUUGCCAUUAUCCUUUUCUUGUUUAAAAAAAUCAUAAUUCAGGAAAUUGAUAUAGUUCCAUAUUAUUGUCAAAUUUCAUGUAGCCUUAGAGGCAACAGUUAUGGAAACAGCUUGUGUAUGAAUCAUGAAGUAGACCAAAGGAAGAGUUUGGGUCAAAAGAUACUGCAUUAUACAUGAAAUUGGUGAUGGGAGAAGUACUUUGAUCUGUUUCUUGAGCCAAAAUUAAAAUGGGUAUAGUGUAAAAUUUA
Molecule: messenger RNA, 850 nt
Organism: Oreochromis aureus
Lineage: Eukaryota; Metazoa; Chordata; Actinopteri; Cichliformes; Cichlidae
Gene: gng5
Product: guanine nucleotide binding protein (G protein), gamma 5
Exons: 3
Coding region: 97-303 (68 amino acids)
Biological process (GO): G protein-coupled receptor signaling pathway
Cellular component (GO): heterotrimeric G-protein complex
Molecular function (GO): G-protein beta-subunit binding
Source: RefSeq, a predicted model, not a curated record